CAACUUCGCCGUGACUGGGGUCACAGCAGAGCUGAGGCUGCAGGCACCUUUAAUGUUUAAACCAGCUUGUCACCUGACCUAACCUGGAUCGUCUGCUCGGGAGAGGGCGGCUGCAGGAGAGACGGGAUCGAGGGUGGUGGAAGGGAUAGGAGCCGCCUACUGACGUCUAGAACCUGCUGUGCAAGUGCAGGCGGCGCUGCCUUCCCCUGGCAGGAGAGGAGAGGAGAGGAGAGGGAAGGAGCCCGGCGGCAGCUGACAAUGUGCAAUGCCAGAGGAGCGGCCAGUCGGGCAGGCAGAGCCGGCUAGAGGCAGGCGCUGAGCCGGUACCUGCCGCCACCCGCACCUGGCGGAGGGGCAGGGGCAGGCAGCCGCGGCGGGCUGGAGCAGGAUGUUUAAAGGUUAAGUGCCAAACACCAAAAUGAGUGUGACUUCGUGGUUCCUGGUGAGCAGCACUGGCAUUCGCCACCGGCUCCCUCGGGAGAUGAUAUUUGUUGGCAGAGAUGACUGUGAACUAAUGCUCCAGUCCCGCAGUGUGGAUAAACAGCAUGCUGUAAUCAACUAUGACAAGGAUAAAGAUGAGCACAGGGUGAAGGAUCUUGGGAGCUUAAAUGGGACUUUUGUGAACGAUGUCCGGAUUCCUGACCAGAAAUACAUCACACUAAAACUGAACGACGUGAUUCGCUUUGGCUAUGAUUCUAACAUGUAUGUCUUGGAACAAAUUCAACACAAAGUACCAGAGGAAGCAUUAAAGCACGAAAAGUAUACUAGCCAACUUCAGAUGAGUUUCAAGGGCACCGUGAUGAAAAAGGUGGAGCAGCUGGUGGAACAUGGUGGUUAUACCGAAUCCCCGCAAGCAAAACUGGAGAGAGGAGAGAAGAAAGCAAUUACAGAGACAGCUCCUUAUCGCACACCCCUGUAUGGUCAGCCUUCAUGGUGGGGAGAAGAUGAUGCAAAUAACAAACUAGAAAGGCAGGAGGACAGAAGGCAAGAAGAACAUUAUUCAGAAAGAACGAAGGAGAUAUCCCAGCAUGAAGGGGAGAUCAAUGGUAAUGUUAUUGCUUAUCGAGACUCCCAGGAACAGUCUGUGUAUGCAUUCAGAAGAGAACCUAGUUAUUUUGAAAUCCCAACGAAGGAAUUCCAACAGCCGGCAAAAUCUCCUGAAACACAGGUCCAUGAAAUCCCAACGAAGGACAUCGAUGCCGUGGUGCCACCGGUUGUGCAAAGCCAUGCCUCUUUUACCAUUGAAUUUGAUGACUGUACCCCUGGUAAAAUAAAGAUAAAAGAUCAUGUAACUAAGUUUUCACUCAGACAGAGAAGACCUUUCAGUAAGGAUGCGGGUCACACAGAGAUGAUGUCAGCGGAGAGCAAGGUGGCUGAUUGGCUGGUUCAGAAUGACCCAAGUUUGAUGAGAAGGCAGUCUCCAGGAGAUGAUGUGUACAGUACAAAGAGUGACCUUCCGGUUCAUGUGAGGACAUUGAAAGGUAACAGACAUGAAGAUGGGACGCAGAGCGAUUCUGAAGACCCCGUUGCACCCACAGCAGAAAAGGAGACCACCAGCAAUGACCAUGCAGCUGAACAAGCCAGGCUGCAGCGCCAGAUCAGGCGUGACCCCCACGAAAUGCUGCAUAACCAGCAGGCCUUCGUCAUCGAGUUCUUUGAUGAUGACACGCCUCGUAAAAAGAGGUCACAGUCUUUCACGCACAGCGCACACUCCUCCCAGAGCGACACGGAUCCCGUGCCGAAAACCAAGGUGGAAAAGCGCAAAGCUGCCAUGCCUGCUGAGAAGCUUGGUAGCCCAGUGCCACCUCCUCAUCUGGCUGCCCAGGCAGGCAAGCCAGCUAGCAACUCCUCGGGGACACAGAGAUCCAGCUCCUUUAAGAGAGAGAAGACAGAAGAUCGGAUCAGCUCUUCGUCAUCCUCUGCUUCAAGGCCGUCUGCAAAGAACUACGGCAGCAUUGGGAGGAAGUCUAAAAUUGCUCAGGAUUUUGCUGCUGAGUAUCUAAGGGAGAACUCUCAAGCUGGAAAGGUCAGCGCUGAGAAGCCAGCACCUCUGCAGAUGCCAGUGGCUCCCCGGGUAGUAAUAUCGUCUGCACCAGACCCUGCCACCGCACCACCUACCGACCCCAAAUUGGUCAAGGCUCGGAAGCACGAUGAGGAGGAUAGUUUAAGUGAAACGGGCACAUACACCAUUGAGACGGAGUCCCAAGAUAAAGAAGUAGAAGAAGCUCGGAAAAUGAUAGAUCAGGUUUUUGGCGUGUUUGAAUCUGCAGAGUUUUCCAGAUUAUCUUCAGCCUACAGACCUGUUAUAAAAGGCGAAAAGGAAGACUCAAGCUCUCACCAGCAUCUAAUCACUGAAAAUGGCACCAGUCAGAAGACACUUUUGCUCCAGGCAUUCCCUUCAAAACCCACUUGUGGGUCCCAGGCUGAGAUGCAGGUGCCUCCAGCAUCUCAUGGUGGUCAGAAAUGGGUCUCUAGGUGGGCAAGUCUUGCUGACAGCUACACAGACUCAGGGCUUUGUGAUGGUCAACAGCAGGGAUUAGUAUCUGAGGGCCAUACAGAAAGUGGCACAGCUCAUAAACUAGGAGAACCAGAGACCAUUGUGCCCUCAAGAACAAGAAGGCUUCUUCCCCAGCUCCCACCGAGUGAUAAAUCUGACAGCCCAACACCCACAGUUUUAAUUUGUCAAGACUCGUAUCCCGAAGUAUCCAAGAGAAAUGUUGUAAAGGAACAGGGUAAAGAAACCUGUGCUGAUCCCAGCACCCGAUUGUUCAUCCAAGAGGACUUGGAUCCUGAUAGCCUGAGUGAUGCCAGCAAGUCCGACGACGGCUUUGGUUUGGAAAAAGGAAAGAAAUGCAAAGAAAACAGUAAAAUGCCUGAGCAAGAACGACGAAGCGGGGAAGACUUAAAACCUGAGGUCCGACAGCCGGCAGCACCAGGGGUUUCAAGUAUCACAGCUGUAAGUGAGCCAGUAUCUACAUCCUUCUACAUUGGUGAUGACACUAAUGAAGUUGGGAUUCCCUCCAAGCUUUCUCUAAGCACGUCUCAUUCUCGAGCAGACAAAGAAUGCAAGGAUCAAGAGUGUCCUGUCAAGUCACUCAGUGCAGCAGCUUCUGGAAAGCCAGUGGUCAAAGACGUUAACAGCACUUACGUUAGCGCAUCGGGGCAAAUGGUUAUUUCCCUUCAUCAGAAUCUUUCUCAAGAGCAAGAAAACAUAGCCACAAAAGAAAUAUCCUCCUUCAUUAGGCAGGAAAGUUUUACCAAAGAUAAAUCAAGCGGCGUUGUUCCUCAGAAUAAACUUCCUCAUAUUUCAAGUCACCCUCUGCUUAAAGAUUUAGAUGUUGCACGAUCAAGUCGUAUGGACUAUAAUCAAGACACUCAUCUUAUCCUUAAAGACACUGAAACUGCUUUGGCAGCACUGGAAGCCAAAAUACUCUGUCAAAACCACCAGUUGGACCUUUCCGAAACUAUUCCCGGGCAGCUAGAAGACUCCUUAUCUGGGGACUCUGAUGUGGACACGGCAAGCACGGUCAGCUUGGUUAGCGGUAAAAACGUCCCAAGCAGCACACCGAAAUGCCAAGUUCCGAGCAGCUUGCAGAAAGAGAAAUCCUCCUCCACUCCCUCUAUCCAGGACCAGUGCAGCCAGCCCAGCGCUCGCGAAAGGCUGUCAGAAAAACGCAGGAUGCUUCCGCCCGAGGCAGGAAACAGAGGAGAAACCGCCAAACGUUUCCAAAUAAAGCGUAGUGCUGGGGCUCGUGGGUCACUGGAUUUUACGGACGACGAAAGAAGCUCUAGUCUUCCUUACUUCCCAGUAGCUGAAACGGCCUCCUCUGAUCACGAGCAUUCUGUGUCAAAAUCCGUCCCCAGAAGGAAACCUUUUACUCAGGCUGUGAAAGAGGAGCGCGGCAAAGUGACUGCCAAUGUGCAAAAAAUCCAGCAAGUUCUCACCAGGUCCAACAGUUUAUCGACCCCCAGGCCCACGAGGGCCUCAAAACUCCGUCGCGCCCGGUUGGGAGAUGCAUCAGAUAAUGAAUGUGCCGACACCGAGAAAACCACCUCCAACCUCGAAGCCACAACUACGUCUUCUAAACAAUCCGCGGAGUCUAAAAAGCUGUCCAGGCUUGACAUCCUUGCCAUGCCAAGGAAACGGGCAGGUUCGUUUACGGUGCCAAGCGACUCUGAAACUACGCAGCCAAGAACUGGGUUUUCGGGACGCAGUGUGGAGUCGUAUUAUGCAAAUCGGAAGCCACCUGUGUCAGAGGCUAGAACUGCCGCUAGAAAAACUGCAGCUGCUGCUACUACAAAGCAACCUUUCAGUAGAACUCGUUCUAGCAGUGUCAGGUAUUCAUCCACCUCCACUUCAAGGCGGAGACAGCAGGGUUCAGAUUACACUUCUACUUCAGAGGAGGAGUAUGGCUCAAAUCACAGCUCCCCUAAACACAAACGCUCCCAUACUUCAACAGCCACGCAGACAUCUAGGCCGCACAGUUCUGGGCUGAGGCGUCAGAAGCACAGCGGGAGAGAAACGGACGAUGACGAAGACUACGAUGAACCUGACCCCUUCCACUUCAGCGCACAAACAGCCGAGAUAGCCGAGAUAGCCAGAUUAAGCCAAACCUUGGUGAAAGAUGUAGCCAUCCUUGCUCGAGAGAUUCAUGAUGUCGCAGGCGAUGGGGAUUCCCAGAGUUCGUCAGGAACCGGACCAAGCACCUCCCUCAGCUCCGUACCCAACACCCCUGCUUCUACCAUAUCAGCAAGGGAAGAGAUUGCUCGUACAUCUUUACGGCCGGCAUAUCCAUCUCAGUUGGUGCAGCACAUUCCAGAAGCAAGUCUGAACUACCAGAAGGUGCCUCCCGGGUCAACAGGAUUCAAGGAUUUUGAUCAAAAUAUGAACGACAAUAGAGAAGAGGAUCUCUCGAGAAAAACAAGGACAAGAAACCGAGAGGAGGUCAUCUUUGACAACCUGAUGUUGAACCCAGUGUCUCAAUUAUCCCAUGCGAUCCGUGAAAAUACAGAAAACCUGGCUGAAAAAAUGAAAAUUGUGUUUCAGAACACUGAAAGGACCUGGGAGGAGAUGGAGGCCAAAAUUAACUCGGAAAACGAAGUGCCAAUUUUAAAGACCUCAAACAAGGAAAUCAGCUCUAUCCUAAAGGAGCUAAGAAGAGUUCAGAAACAGCUGGAAGUUAUAAAUGCUAUCAUUGACCCCAGUGGGAACUUGGAUGUAGUUGCUACUAACAAAGCGUCCUCUGCUGCUACACAGUCUACAACCACUAAAGUCAGGACUGCUAACCAUUCUGGCUCCACGUUGGAGAUUUUGUCACCAGUACAGAUGAGAAAUUACAUCCAGAAAUCGAACUGUGGAUCUUCUAGCCUACAAGAUGCUAAUUUCAUUCCAGAUGGAGAGAAAUACGUGAUCUGAUACAAUAUUUUAUAUUGCUAUCAUACUGUCAUUUACUGUGGCGUUAGUUUUGUGUCCGAGUGGUUGUGGACAGUUCGUAUGGAGCAGUUGUUUAGAUUGCUAACACAUUACACACACACACACACACACACACACAAACACACAAAAAAACUAUGCUGUGUGGGUGAAUGGCAAGUCUGUGUAUGCCUUUUGAACAAGACUAGCACUGUGGAGCAGCACAUAUUCAGCAUAGAGGCAAACUCUGAUUUUUACAAUACAACUCACUUAAAUUCUUCCAAUGUGCCAUAAGAAACAGGCUUUGCAUAUCCUCCAUUUGCUACUGCCGAAGCUCUAAAGUGUUCUUGGAUUAGCCUGUUUAUAAUUCUCAGUUACUGGUAGUUCAGUUGUAACAAGGCUCUGUUUAAAAAAGAAGUGUACUUUUUUUUGAUUGGCGCUACAUUUUGGACUGAUUUUAAAAAUAGAGCAUUACAAUUCUAUUGGAAUCAACUUGCAUACCUAGCAGUAUAUUGGUGCAAUACAGUGGGUUUCUAUAAGGAACUCUGUUUUAGUUGUAUGAAAAUUGUUUUCGGUGUUUGCAAAAAAAAAAAAGGAAGGAACCACUUUGAAUCUAUGUGCAUCAUGCUUUCAAUCCAAAACCUUUGUUUUUCUAUUGAUAAGGUAUAAAAUUUCUAAUAUAGUUGUAGAUUCUGAACAUAUUUCAGGCACAAAGCUUCAAGUAUACAGAUGUAGAUUAGCCUUAUAAAUGAGAAGGUCAGUUUUUAUAGUUGAGCUUGCCAAAUUCUCAUUAUUUCAGUAUAAUCGCUGUCUGAAACUUUUUUGAAAAUAUAAUAGUCUUUCAUAUUGAGCUGCAAAUUCUCCUGAAUGAGCUAAAGAGCAAGUUGUCUGUGAUCAGCCAGUUACUAAGAAAAACAUCUGUUCCAUUGGCUCAUGUAAUAAACGUAAUUACACAAUGGCUGUGAACUAAUAUUCACUCUACAGCACUCAAAAUAAUGGCUUCAGUGUGGCUCUGCCUUUACUGAUAGUGUUGUCAUGAGAUUUUUCGUGUCCAGUUAUGCAUGAAUACACACCGUCCUGUUGUAUUCUUGAGAACCUACCCCACGGUAUAAAGCUGCUGGUGUUACAAUGCAUUGGUAUGACUCUUUUGGUCCAUUAUAAUCUUAGGAACACUAAGGAUUAUUUUGCAGCAGCAUUGAGAGAAUACCGUA
Chrysemys picta bellii (western painted turtle) is the source of this 6621-nucleotide messenger RNA. NCBI's taxonomy places the organism in Eukaryota, Metazoa, Chordata, Testudines, Emydidae. The record is from RefSeq and is a predicted model, not a curated record.